CAAGAUGAACCUUAGCGGCUGCUGUUAACUUCCGGGGGUACCAAUAUGGCGCCGCACAGGAACCGGAAGUGGUAAUCGUCCAGCGCUGACUGAGCCAUUGUGUCGGGAGGAAGGAGUCAGGUGUGAACGACAAUGGCUUCCCGUGCAGGUCCCCGGGCAGCCGGGACAGAUGGAAGUGAUUAUCAACAUCGAGAGCGGGUAGCCAAUCAUUAUCAAAUGAGCGUAUCUCUGAAGAAUGAAAUCAAGAAGCUGAUCUAUGCCCACCUACUCAUCUGGGCAUUGUUGGCAGCUCAAGUGGUUGUGGCCCACCUGAAGCUGGUAUCCCAUAAUUUGGUGGCCAUGCCCUACCAGUGGGAAUACCCAUACCUCCUGAGCCUCGUCCCUUCUCUCUUUGGAUUGUUCUCCUUCCCUCGGAAUAACAUCAGCUACCUGGUGAUCUCCAUGAUCAGCACCGGCCUCUUCUCAAUCGCCCCCUUGAUCUAUGGAAGCAUGGAAAUGUUCCCCAUGGCCCAGCAGCUGUAUCGACAUGGCAAAGCUUACCGCUUCAUCUUUGGCUUCUCUGCUGUCUCUGUCUUAUACUUGGUUAUGGUCAUGGCAGUGCAAGUUCACGGCUGGCAGAUUUACUACAGCAAGAAGCUCCUAGACUCUUGGUUCACCAGUACUCAGGAAAAGAAGAAAAAGUAACCAGAAAGAGGAAGGACUAUAGAGAAGGACAUGAGGUGCAUGAUGUAACUUAAUGGAAGAAUGGCCCAUAGUACAAGGGGCACGUCGGAGGAAGGGCAUGGGCACUCCCCUACCACACAAGGCCAUGAUUAAUUUAAAGGCGCUUUCACUUUUGCAAACCCACACAGAUCAGGCUUUAAAUUCUUUAUUGGUAUAAGGGAAAUCUCUGUCUCCAUCCGUCUGUGCUUUAAUUUGUAUUUUAAGAAUGUCUAUGUGAAAAUAAAUUAAAAUCUUGUAUAAAAACGAAUCCAGAAUGUAAUGUUUUUAACACUGUUAGUGGAAUUUGUCAUUUUCUAGUAUAGAAGAUCGUACAACAUUCCAUUGAACAUGACGACUGGUUUUUCAUGUACAUAAAAAGUAA
This is a messenger RNA of Hyla sarda, 1084 nucleotides long. RefSeq names its product jagunal homolog 1 (gene JAGN1). Lineage: Eukaryota; Metazoa; Chordata; Amphibia; Anura; Hylidae. The transcript has 3 exons. Bases 133 to 684 code for a protein of 183 amino acids. Gene Ontology annotation, cellular component: endoplasmic reticulum membrane. The record is from RefSeq and is a predicted model, not a curated record. Gene Ontology annotation, biological process: endoplasmic reticulum organization; vesicle-mediated transport; granulocyte colony-stimulating factor signaling pathway.